This is a messenger RNA of Apodemus sylvaticus (European woodmouse), 2280 nucleotides long. RefSeq names its product alpha-fetoprotein-like. Gene Ontology annotation, cellular component: cytoplasm; blood microparticle. The transcript is spliced from 14 exons. The record is from RefSeq and is a predicted model, not a curated record. Bases 1 to 1863 code for a protein of 620 amino acids. Gene Ontology annotation, molecular function: fatty acid binding; zinc ion binding. Gene Ontology annotation, biological process: transport. NCBI's taxonomy places the organism in Eukaryota, Metazoa, Chordata, Mammalia, Rodentia, Muridae.
AUGGAGGCUGUUAAAGCUCUGCCCUUCCUUGUUUUCUUCAGCUACAGUAAAUGCGAGUCUCUCCAAACAAGUUUACUCCACGCAGCCAGGCAGCGUGUUAAUGGUCAGGAUCACCUGGAGGAGAACUUAGGACUCAGUGUCAGUGUUAUGGUGACUCAGUUUCUUCAGGAUGCAGCUUAUGACGAAGUCCAAACCGUAGCUCAGGAGCUGCUGGAUCUUGCUGAAAGGUGUAAGCAUCUCAAACCACGGAAGUCGCCCUCAGAGUGUGCUCAUCAUCUGAUGGCUUCCUUCCUGACACAUAUUUGCAACAACCAUGGACUGGUGGACCGUCAUGUGUUUACUGACUGUUGUAAGAUGAAAAAUGCAGCAAGACUCAGCUGUUUCUUGUCCUACAAGAAAGACGAUGCAGACAGCCAUGAUACAUCCUUGUUUCCAAGGCCUGAACUGACCUGUGAGGUGGCCAAGGAGAAAAACGUGUCCCUGAAGGCAAGGUUCAGCUAUGAAACAUCUAGAAGACAUCCAUUCUUGUUCGGACCCACUAUCUUGACCACGUCUGCUUGCUAUGAAACAGCUGUUCAGUCAUGUUGUCAAGAAGAGAAUAAAACAGAGUGUCUUCAGACAAAGCUAGAACCCAUUAGAAAAUACAUUAGAGGAAUAUCUGCAAGGCAUCAUCACUUAUGUGAAAUUGGCACCAAAUUCAAUGAGAAAGUGUCAAGUGCGGUAGAGUUGAUUCUACUCACUAAAAAGCAACCUAAAGCUAAGUUUUCUGAAAUCGCCAAAUUGACCGUGGAUGUUAAAAAUCUGCAUGAGAUCUGUUGUGAAGGAAAUACGUUAGCAUGUGCCCUGGGCAGGCGCCAGCUUAUGAACUACACCUGCUCUCACCAGGCUGUGUUAUCCAGCAAGUUUGCCGAGUGCUGUGAACUGCCGGAACCAUUCCGCGGGGAAUGCAUCAUCACCUCGGAAAAUGACGACAACCCCGACCUUUCGCCCCUGCUGCUCACGAGGUUCACAGAAGACCAGUCCGUGUGCGAACAAUUCAGCGGCAACCAGGAUGACUUUCUACAAGAGUUCCUUUAUGAAUACUCAAGAAGGCACCCAGAGUUGGCGGUUCCCGUGAUCUUAAGAGUCUUUGAAACAUAUAAACGUGUACUGGAGAAUUGCUGCAAGUUAGAGAACCCUUUGGAAUGCCUCCAGCUUGGGAAAGAGGUGUUUCACAAGGUGGUCCUUGAAAGCCGUGACCAUGUUAAAGCGUACUGUGACUUACACAAGCAGCUGGGCGGCAAGUUCCAGGACAGGCUCACGGUGCUUUAUACUAAGAAAAUCCCACAGCUGUCUGCCCAAGAGCUUGUGGUGUUCGCCAAGAAGAUGGCAGCGGCUGCCAGCAGAUGUUGCCCACUCAGGGAUGAGCUGCAGCCGGCCUGUGUGGAGGACCAGGCAAAGCUGAUUCUCGGAGCUCUGUGCAGAAGCCAUGGUAGGACGCCUGUCAGUGCUGGAGUGGGCCGCUGCUGCGACGACUCCUACGCCUUCAGAAAACCGUGCUUUGAUGACCUGCAAGAGAACGGCACUUACAUUUCUUCACCUUUAUCAUGUGACCGAGCCAUCAGCCUUAAAGAGGACUUGUGCCCAGCUCAGGACGUGGAACUCCAAAUUGAAAAGCAAAAACUCCUCAGUAACCUGGCGAAGCAGAAGCCACACGCAGCAGAGGACCUGUUCCAUUCCCUUGGCGAGGAUUUCUUGCACGUGGUGGAGAAGUGCUGUCAUGCGCAGAGGAGAGAAGUGUGUUUUCAAGAAGAGGGACCUCGACUGACCACAAGGUGCCAGUCCCUCUUAGAGGCCGCCUCCCCCCAGAGCGGGUUGGUGUAGGAUCAUCACUGAGACCAGUUGACGGAGAGCCUUCUCUUCCGCUCAGUGCUGUAGCAGAACACUAGCUGGUCCACACCACCUUUCCUUUCCCCUCAGCAGAUGCCACAUGGGCUCCCAGAUCAGCCCCUCAGAGCUCUCCCACCUCACGGCCUGCAUCUCAAGGGCAGUGACAGAGACACGAACCCAAAGACCAUUCAAGGCCUCCAACCAACUCAGUGUGCAGCCACGCCUGGCUGGGGACUGCUGCUGGGCGCCCCCAGGGAAGACUUCAAGGUCAACAUGGAGCUGUCCUGCACCACUUCCGAAUGACUGAAUGGAGGGAAAUGCAUGAAUAAGGCGACCUUCAUGACUGGGCCCUGGCUCUCCCGUGUGUAUUCAAGGUUGACGUUGCCAGCAAUGGCACCCAAUACAUUUGUA